Aureococcus anophagefferens is the source of this 808-nucleotide messenger RNA. RefSeq lists its product as hypothetical. The record is from RefSeq and is a predicted model, not a curated record. The annotation marks the transcript as partial. The transcript has 3 exons. NCBI's taxonomy places the organism in Eukaryota, Pelagophyceae, Pelagomonadales, Pelagomonadaceae.
UGCCGACGUCUCCGCCGUCCAUGGUCCCGAGCUCGUCGCCCACGGAGGUGCCGACAGGCGUGCCGACGACGCGGCCGAGCGCGCCGCCGACGGCCGAGCCGACGUCCGUGCCCACGACGCCGCCGUCGCCCGCGCCGUCCGCGCCGAACCCGACGCCCGUGCCUAGCGUCACGCCCGUGCCCAGCGGCAUGCCGUCCCCGCAGCCCAGCGCCAUGCCGACGCGGCAGGAGACGCCCACGCCCACGCAAACGUACCUGCCGACGCGGCCCGCGCGGCCGCUCGUCAUCACCGUGCGGUCGUCGCUCAUCUUCGCGAGCCUCGACGCCGCGGCGUUCAACGCCGACGCGGCGGCCGCGGCGGAGUUCGCGCGGCUCGUCGCGCGCGCGAGCCGCGACGUCGACGCGCGCGACGUCUCCGACGUCCGCGCGACGGCCUGGACGAGCGACAGACGGCGGCUCGACCGGCGGCGGCUCGCGGCGGCGGCCAAGGUCGCCUACGCCGCGGAGGUGUCGACGUUCGCCUUCGGGACGAACGCGGGGCCCGAGGCCGAGACGGCUGCGGUGCUCGCCGACUUCGAGGCGGACCUCGCCGCCGCGGUGUCCGGCGGCUGGGCGGCCCUCGUCGAGAACGUCACGGGCGACGCGAACGCGUCCGCGUGGCUCGCCAUCGACGCGGCCGCGUCGCUCGACGCCGUCGCCGCGAGCUACUCGAACUUCACGUCGCCGUCGCCGUCCGACGACGACGGCGGCGCGCCCUGGGACGUCUUCUACGGCGUCACCGCCGCCGUCGGCGUCGUGGCCGUCGCCGC